AAAUAACUAACAAAGAACCCAAUUCACCAUAAACAGCGGUGGUUGCGCAUCAAAAGAAUCGUUAAAUACCCGCCCCAGUUUAGAAGUUACAAUUUUUAGCACGUGAUUUACUCUUGAAGCUCAUGCAUGGCAGCCAUUACUACGAUUACUUUUUAUCGCGCUGUGUGUUGAAAAGCCGAAGGGUUCGAAGAGGGGGAUUUGGAGGUCGACAUUCUUGUUUUCUUCUUUUUGUGUUUCCUUGCUCUGUUAGGAAGAAAUGUUAGCGAGGAAGAAGAGCUUCAAGCCAAAAUAUAAUUAUAAAACCAUCAGUCAAUCAGUUUCCUGCUUGUUGUGGAAUUUUAGCCUGAAACCACAAAAAAAGGUGUUUCCAUCAAAUGGAAUUAAAUUACACGAUCGAUUUUUCCGCUUGAAAGAAUCGAUCCGUUUGGCAGACGACGAUAUUUGGAGAAAAGAAAAGAAAAUACAGAAAUGUUUCAUUGUACGAAAAUUUUAAAUAAAUGUCCUGUAACACCAGUUUUAACCCGUUGCCGGUCAUCUUUUGCAAAAUUUCAAGAAUGGUACCGCGAUCUGUGGACUCCCCAACUACCGGCUCCGCCUUUCAAACACGUGUGCCAAAUCGGUGUGGUAAUAUGAAUACAGACCCAACAUUAAGACUGAAAGCUGGAGAUGUGCCUCUUGAAGAACUUAGUUCUGAUCGGAUGAAGCAUAUUCUUCUAGUUUUGAGAAGUGUGAUGAAAAACUAUAAAUCAGUUGGGAUUUCAGCCCCACAGAUUGGAAUUCCUUUAAGAAUUAUGAUGAUUGAAAUUCCAGAAUAUGUAGUACAACAUUUUGGUCCAGAAGUUUGUAAAACACGUGAAAUUUUCACUACCCCUUUCAGGGUAUUUAUUAACCCAGUAAUGGAAAUAAAAGAUUUUAAGCAAACUCUUUUUCCUGAAGCAUGUGAAAGCCUCAAGGGGAUGAGUGCCUUGGUACCCAGAUAUAGAGGAGUGCAUCUUAAGGGAUAUGAAUACGAUGGAUCUCCGACGGAAUGUGAUGUAACAGGCUGGGCGGCAAGAAUAAUUCAACAUGAAAUGGAUCAUCUGAAUGGCCGUAUUUACACUGAUAUAAUGGAAUGCAAGUCUCUGCAAGUAGAUCUUUGGAAAACGAUUAACGCCAAAAAAGGAAAUGUCUUCGUUAAAUAUAACAAAUGAGUCACUGAAAUGUUUACAGAGGAACAUUAAAUAUAUUACAUUGUAUGUUGUACAGUA
Messenger RNA from Daphnia magna, 1247 nucleotides. Its product is annotated as peptide deformylase, mitochondrial. Gene Ontology annotation, cellular component: mitochondrion. Bases 498 to 1190 code for a protein of 230 amino acids. Lineage: Eukaryota; Metazoa; Arthropoda; Branchiopoda; Diplostraca; Daphniidae. The transcript is spliced from 5 exons. Gene Ontology annotation, biological process: peptidyl-methionine modification; N-terminal protein amino acid modification. The record is from RefSeq and is a predicted model, not a curated record. Gene Ontology annotation, molecular function: peptide deformylase activity.